AUGUCAGUUACUGGGUGGGAAGAACCAUCGCUACCUCCGCACCGCCGCAAUAUUCCCAACUAUGACGACGGGACAUCAUUGUCGGGACAACAGUCACGUAUACCUGGUGGGAGUGGUUCUCAUUGGAAGGAUAUAUCAGAUCCACUGAAUAGGCAUUUAACGCGAAACACUGUAGGCAAUCAGAACACGACGAAUGCAGGCGGUAGCCUGGGUAAUAGCUCUGGCAAUGGAUUGGGAAAUAAUCCAAUCGUAAUAAAUGCGUCAGUCGUUGGCGGUAGUGCCAACAACCCUAUAAGCAGUGUAGGUCCGCAAGGACGACUUAGUUCAGGUGUUGGUCCUGGUGUUGGUGUUAAUCAGCAUAAACCUGAUAAUUCUAUGUGGGUCCAUGCCACUAACUUAAAUGUAAGCUCACGUAACACCACUUCUUGGGGUGAUGAAGUCAAUCAUAAUGUGGGCCCAAAUUCAGGCGUUAAUUGGAUGGAUGAUAAAACUACUACUGGUAUAGUACAGCUAGACGUUAGUGUUGGUGGAGCUAAUUCUUGGAACGAUUCACCACCGUCUUGGAGUAAGAACCAAAAUAAAAUAUCAGGUAGUACUUCUGGCUGGGGUGCAAGUGGAGGUAGCGAUGGUACAGACUUGCCAUCUGUCUGGAAUACUCAUGCUGCCAUUGUUGGCAAAACUCUGCAAAAAAUAGGUGGUGUUAAUGUUAGUAACUUGAACAGAGAUGUGAUAAAACAGAGUAACCAGUAUCGUCUUCUUGUGGGAAAUGGCUUUAAAAAGGAAGAUGUAGAACGAGCCUUAAUUAAUACCAAUAUGAACAUCGAGGAGGCUGCUGAUUUACUUCGUGCUCCUAUAUCUACAGAUUGGAGACGACACGAAGAAUCCCUGGGUUCUUAUAGUGAUCACACAAACACUGGGGGCACUUUUGCGGGACGCUAUCCCUCAUCGGCCUCACAGUCUAAUGUGCCUUUCCCUCCGAAUAUGUUGAACAGUAUGAGCAGCAACGGUGCUGGUGUUAGUGGUAAUAACACAAAUAUAGCAGCGCUCAAUUCCAUACAAUCACUUCCAGUGCAAAAGUAUUUGAAUCCAGUACCACACCACGUUCUAAUGUCCCACAAGCUAUGAAUACUGCUGUUACUUUUAGUCCAGGGGUCGCUAAUGUCUCAGCGACUGUAAAUUCAACUUCAAGUAGUAACAAUCAAUCAUCUGCUCAACAGCUGCGUGUACUUGUGCAGCAAAUUCAACUAGCUGUUCACAGUGGAUACUUGUCUAGCUAAAUCAUAUCAGAACCUUUACCAUCCUCAAUGCUUGUACUUU
Bactrocera latifrons is the source of this 1317-nucleotide messenger RNA. RefSeq names its product protein Gawky-like. The coding region runs from base 1 to 1125 and encodes 374 amino acids. Gene Ontology annotation, biological process: miRNA-mediated post-transcriptional gene silencing; positive regulation of nuclear-transcribed mRNA poly(A) tail shortening. The transcript is spliced from 3 exons. Gene Ontology annotation, molecular function: protein binding. Gene Ontology annotation, cellular component: P-body; nucleoplasm. The record is from RefSeq and is a predicted model, not a curated record. NCBI's taxonomy places the organism in Eukaryota, Metazoa, Arthropoda, Insecta, Diptera, Tephritidae.